GUAGACUGAACCUUGCUUUUGCCAGUAUUUACAGAUUCACUAAGAUGCGUCAGCGUUCCCCAGCAGACACUGAACUGCACAGCCUGCCACAGAUAUUUACUGUCUCUUCAGCGUAUCAGUGGGAAACGGGGCGGUGUAUUCUCUCUCUCUUUCUCUCACACACAAGCACACAGACACUGAGGGAGGGACCUACUGCCUGGAGGAGGGAGAGCUGCAAUCAGGGCAGAAGAGGAGAAAAAGAGGUGCAUAACGGAGGGACACUGGGGGACUGGAGAGGACAAAGGGAGAAAAAGGUACAUAGCAUUUCAGAGAUGGAUGAGUCUUAACUAAGAGAGCAGGAAGGAAGGCAGAGAAAGGGAGAGAAGGACAGCUGUGGGGAAGGGAAACAGAAGGGAGUUCAGAGACUGAGUCAGCUUGAAAAGAACAAACACCAGGAGACAAGUGCAGAGAGCACCCCAGCAUAAAAAGAAGGACCUGUUUUGUUUGAGUCUUCACUAUGAGCACAAGAAAGAGCUGCCCCCUGUCACUGGAGCAAGAAGAUGGGGAGCAAAAACAGAGUGAGGGUACCCCUGAUCUGGAGCGACAGGACAGUGAAGUGGAGCUGAGGAACAAAGCUAUUCUGCAACAGAAGAGACGCCUUAAACAGGCCACACAGUUUGUGCACAAGGACUCUGCUGACCUGCUGCCCCUGGAUGGCUUGACAAGGCUUGGCACCUCUAAGGAUCUGCAGCCACAUAGUGUGGUCCAGCGGCGCCUCAUGGAAGGCAAUCUGAACAAGCUGCGGGGCGAGACCAGGGUUCGGUCUGCAUGGGUUCAAUCUCCACUGGCAAAAGACCGGGAUGAAAAGAUGGAAAAGGGAGAGGACAGGACAAAAGAGACCUCAGCCCUGCUAAUACAGUGCCAGUGCCAAGGUCAGGUAUUGAAAGCCACUGUUAAUACUGGAUGUCUGCCAAAUCUCAUCUCCAAGAGAUGUUUAUACCAGCUGGGGCUGGAAGAAUUGUCUGUCAAGGACUGUGGAGACCUUUCUCUUCCCAUCCACAACAUUGUUGGCCGAGUAGAACAUAUGGAAAUGCAAUUUGGCCAGGAGAAAGUGCUGUGUUCAGCACUGGUUGUAGAUGAUGAAAUGCUGGAGUUUUGCAUUGGUCUCCAGACUCUGUUGUCUCUCAAGUGUUGCAUCGACUUGGAGGAAGGAGUCCUGAGAUUUAAAACACUGAAUCAAGAUUUGCCUUUUCUACAUGCUUUUGAAGAGCCUGGUCAGUGACUGACUGCAUUCCCCAUGUCUGGGGCUGAGAAGACUUGCUGCCAUAUGAGAGAGAUGAGGGUGAGGCUCACGUGCCCCUAACCUUGCCAAGUUCUGGGUUGAUGCAUUCACCAUGAAGUGAGAAAAAGACAAAUGGGUGCUGGAAACUUGUUACUGGGAGUGUCUCAUCUUGGGAGAGCUCUCCCUCCUUUCAUUAGACCCUCUGCUUGUCCCCAUGCACUGAGUGGGCUUUUUCUUGUUGUUUUUCUGUCUGUCCCUAGGCCUCUGAUUUCUGUUUCUCCCUACCCUUUUAAUGACAUUUUUUUUUUUACAAUACCCUCUGUUCAUGAGACAAGAGAGUCACUGUGAAGAGGCUGCAGUUGUUCUAUGGACAGGACAGUGCUUUCUCCAAAAGCCUCCAAAGAUUGCUGUGUAUGUUUCCCUUAGCUCUUUUCCUCAGCGUGAACAGACUCCACUCUCCUUUCUUUGUGGGAAGGGCUCUGUGGCCAGCCCCCUCACCUGCACUCUGGGAAGCUGGGUUUUGUUACUUCUUUGCUGGCUCAGAGCAGAACAGGAUUUUAUUGAAAAAAAAAAAAAAAAUGCAGCAAGAGCACUUUUAGAGUUCUUAAUUCUAAGAAACCUUUGAAAAAAAAA
Oxyura jamaicensis (ruddy duck) is the source of this 1894-nucleotide messenger RNA. It is a transcript of the gene NRIP2, whose product is annotated as nuclear receptor interacting protein 2. Gene Ontology annotation, molecular function: aspartic-type endopeptidase activity. The record is from RefSeq and is a predicted model, not a curated record. Lineage: Eukaryota; Metazoa; Chordata; Aves; Anseriformes; Anatidae. Gene Ontology annotation, biological process: proteolysis. The transcript has 7 exons. The coding region runs from base 497 to 1261 and encodes 254 amino acids.